CUAAGUUUCCACGUGGCGAUCCAAGCGGCAGGCCAAGGCAUAUCUAUAUUUGUAUAUAAUACUCCCACAGAUCUCUUAAUUUCCCUGCAAAUUAACAGCGAGUACGUAGUGAUGAAGAACACAAGCAGGAGGAAACUAGCCCCGGGGACUAAUCAAGGACGACAGAUCAAGGAGACAGAUCCUCCUCCUCCUCCUGAUCAAGAUCUUAUUCUCUUCCAGGAAUUGCACAAGCGCGAAAAGGAUCGGAAUAUUGUCACCCUCCUCCAGCCUGUUUCUGAAGAGUUUGAGCCAAAUGGAAACCAUCAGCUCUACAGAAUUGCUUCUACCAAAAAAGGAUCAGGAUUUGAAUUUCUUGCUGAAAGAGAGAAGAAUGAUUAUGAUUGGUUGAAAACUCCACCGGCAACUCCUCUUUUUCCAUCCCUAGAAAUGGAUGCAAACAGCCCCAAAUUCAUUAUCCAACGGGAAAUACCAAUUAUCCAACCUCUUUCACGGUUUGCAGUUGUCACUAAUAGCAAACCAGAGGCGGCAGAUAAGCAAAGCUUUGGAAGACCAAAAUUUGGGAACCUAAAAUCAAAACUCCCCCUCAGGUCCGUCACGCCAAGAACUCAGAGACAAAGCACAGUAUUAUCAAGUUCAACAAAUCAAACCAAAAUCAUCAAAGAUGUUGCAGUAAUUCGGACAGAUGUGCCAGUUUUGAACAAGCAGACAGCAAGAAAAUCAGCAACUGAUCAUAAUGACAUGAUCAUCACAAGGAAAACGAAGCCUACAACAACUAGUAGAAGUCCGGUCAUGUACCCUCAGAUUCCCCUUGUGAGAUCAACAAAUAAUAUUCCAGCUGGCUUUUCUAAUGAGAAAUCGCCUAAUCUGAGGACAGAGCGACACUUAGUAUCUGCUGCACCGGAUCGAUCAGCCCUGGGCAAGUCAACUGCAUCACCUGUAAGAACUCGCCCGCGUAUGACAGUAGCUGAACUGGGGAGGCCGCAAUCAUGUUCAUCGAUUGCAAGUAUUUCUAAAGGUCGGAAAGUAGCCAGUAGUAGUGUUGAAGGGAACAUGCAGCUAGGUUUCAAACACUGUCAUGUCAAAGAAGGCGAUUUGUUCCACACCAAUACUCCAAAGGGGAUAAUAAGUAAUAAACACGGAAACAGGGGGCAAGUUCUAGGGAGUAAGAUGGUACAGAGAUUCAUGAGUGCGAGAUCUAAAGUAGUUAAUCUUGAAGAAAAAGGCAAGAAUCGGUUUUCGCUUAAUGAUACCUCUGAAUUUGGAAGAAGGAUUCCUAAGAAUUCAACGGAUGCCGUGUAACUUUUAAACAUACGGUAUGGUUCUUAAUUAGAGUUUGAAGUUGGUAUUCAUUAUGAAAACAAUGCUGUACUAAGGCCUAUGUUCCUUCAUCACUUGCUUAAAGU
This is a messenger RNA of Argentina anserina (silverweed cinquefoil), 1403 nucleotides long. RefSeq lists its product as uncharacterized. Gene Ontology annotation, biological process: cortical microtubule organization. NCBI's taxonomy places the organism in Eukaryota, Viridiplantae, Streptophyta, Magnoliopsida, Rosales, Rosaceae. Gene Ontology annotation, cellular component: cortical microtubule. The record is from RefSeq and is a predicted model, not a curated record. The coding region runs from base 112 to 1299 and encodes 395 amino acids. The transcript has 4 exons.